Messenger RNA from Oryzias melastigma (Indian medaka), 2577 nucleotides. Its product is annotated as anti-Muellerian hormone type-2 receptor. The record is from RefSeq and is a predicted model, not a curated record. Gene Ontology annotation, molecular function: metal ion binding; transforming growth factor beta receptor activity; ATP binding. Lineage: Eukaryota; Metazoa; Chordata; Actinopteri; Beloniformes; Adrianichthyidae. The coding region runs from base 867 to 2378 and encodes 503 amino acids. Gene Ontology annotation, cellular component: signaling receptor complex; plasma membrane. The transcript has 12 exons. Gene Ontology annotation, biological process: cellular response to growth factor stimulus; protein phosphorylation; BMP signaling pathway.
GCCUGUUUUUAUUCAUAGUAAUGUUAAAAAGUUACAUUUAAAAAAUGUAGUUCUAGUGUGUUCAUACAUGUUUUUCCUGUUUGGUCUGCCACCUAAAGUGUGGUUUGGAUUCUGGCCUCCUGUGCGACUGAGUUUGACACCCCUGCUCUAAACCUUUCCAAGCUUUUUUCAAAAUCAGCAGUCGACACUGUCUUGUCUAUUUGGAGCUAGGAUCUAGAAAUAAGGAAUUUUUUAUUGUAAUGAGUCAAAAUCAUUUUGCCCCAUAAACGUUUGACAAGAAAAACUGAAUUUAAGACAAAAAAAAAACAAAACCUUAGAUUGCAUUCUCAUUUUAUCCUAAAAUGAGUCAUUUCCGCUUAUUAAACUAUUUUUUUCCAUUUUAAUGAAAAUAUUUUUUUUAUUUUUUAACAUUAAAAAAAACUCUAAAAUACAAUUUGCUGAGAACUGCUAACUUAUUAUUUGACUUUAUAGCAUUCAAUUUGAAGUAAUUCUAUCAAACACUCAGCUUUUAUAGCUAUUUUUUCCUUUUUUUAAUAAGGAUUUUCUGCAUGGACAGAUCCUUUUAUUACUUUCUAGUGAUUUCCUUCUUAAGUCUAGUUUUCUUUUCCUACUCUUGGGAUACCCCUUUUGUAGUGUCAGAAACAAACAAAAAAAUAUCUAAAAAAAAAUGACCAAUAUGGAGUUUCUUUUGGGGAAAAUCCCUCAUCUUUCUUCGAGUUGACUAUAUCGUCAUGGAAGACUCAAGAUCAGAACAACAGGCUCUAUCUUGGGAGGAAACAGAUGCAGGUGUCUCUGUGGGAGAGAUGCACGUGGGAAACUCCUCACAUUCCUCCUGCUGAUACUGAGUGUGGUCACAGCGCUCUGAGAUGGAGAAAACGCUGCUGUGGAUUCUGGCUUUAUACUGCCUUAAAUGUGUGUUUCCUCAGUCCUCACUUCCAAAGAGACAGUGUGUUUUUCAAGUAAGCCACAAAAACAGCGGUGGAUACUUAUCUGCUGGUAAUGUGAGUGGAUCCCUGCAGCUCUGUGAGAACACCCGCUGCUGCAUUGCUAUCUAUCGCAUGAUAAACGACCAACCACAGGUGGACACUCUCGCUUGUGGUAAAGUAGAAACAUUUUGUCCGGAUGCAACCUGCAAGGUACAACUACGCCUUAAAAACCGCUUCAUACGAUGUGUGUGUGGGACAGAUCUCUGCAACGGUAACUUCACGUGGACUCCAGAUUCAGAGCAGCAUCCACUCACCGACUCCAUCUCUGCAGCUGACAUCUUGAAGAUUGUUGUGUUGGUGAUGUUUCCAAUCCUCGUCUUUGCACUCGCUGCCAAGUGGAUUUAUUUCUACAAAAAGAAAGCAAAAGCAAUCAGCCAAGACAGAGAGAAAAAUCUACAAUCUGUUGAUCCUGAUGACAACAUCCUGCAACCGUGUUCUUGUCAACCAAAAACUCCUGCGAGUUACAUUACGAACAUCGAACUACAGCAGGUUGUGGGACAAGGACACUUUGCAACAGUUUUUAAAGGGAAUUACAAGGAUGCUGCAGUGGCUGUGAAAGUGUAUCCUGCUGGGUGGAAAGAUAAAUUCACAACAGAAAAGGAUAUUUAUGAAUUACCGCUGAUGAGGCAUGCUGGGAUUGUUCACUUCCUGGGCGCAGGGAGGAACCCAAGUGACAGAAGCUGGUUUGUUGUGCUGGAGUUUGCAGAACAUGGUUCUCUCCACUCCUUUCUGUGUGAAAACCCCCUCAGCUGGAUGCAGGCUCAGGACAUGUGCCUGUCCUUGUCCCAGGGACUUUCCUAUCUCCACUCUGACCUCCACAGCUCUGGUGUGCACAAACCGGCUGUGGCUCAUAGAGACCUGAGCAGCUUCAAUGUUUUGGUGAGAACAGAUGGAACCUGCGCUCUCUGUGACUUUGGAUGCUCCACUGUUCUGCGUUCUUGCUCGAGGCCGUGGGUUAUGAAACAGACCAAAAACACAAUGGGUUAUGCCCAGCUCGGUACUCAUUACUACAUGUCUCCUGAGAUCCUGGAAGGCUCCGUAAACCUGAACAACAGCUCCUUUCUGCUGCAGGCCGACAUCUACGCUUUGAGUUUGAUAUUGUGGGAAAUAUGGAUGCGCUGCUCUGAUUUAUUUCAGGGUGGCGCCGUCCCUCAGCAUCUUUUGCCGUAUGAGCUGGAGCUGGAAGCCAACGUGACGCUGGAGAGACUCUUCCUCUAUGUGUGUGAAAUGGACAGGAGACCUUCAAUCCCUGAAUCCUGGGAGCUGCUGCCGCAGGGAUCUGCCAUGAAGCAACUCCUCACUGAAUGUUGGGACCGGGACACAGACGCCCGUUUAACAGCACACUGUGUUGUGGACAGAUUAGUGUCUCUACAGGCUGAUUUAUCACUGUGAUUAUUAGUAUGUGUAUAUAUAUAUAUUGUUGGAGUUGGAAAGCUCUUUUUGUUAUAUUUGUACACUCUUUGUUCUCAUUCUUUUUUUUUUAAUUCAAGUCUAGUACCGGUAGUUAUAUAUUCAACUAAAUUGUUAAAGAAGAUUCAAAAUAUCAAUUUUCUUAGGUAAAAUCAUUUGAUAAAGAGUUGUGUAAAUAUUG